Messenger RNA from Aphanomyces astaci, 1064 nucleotides. RefSeq lists its product as hypothetical. The record is from RefSeq and is a predicted model, not a curated record. The coding region runs from base 21 to 1064 and encodes 347 amino acids. NCBI's taxonomy places the organism in Eukaryota, Oomycota, Saprolegniomycetes, Saprolegniales, Verrucalvaceae. Gene Ontology annotation, molecular function: glycosyltransferase activity. The transcript is spliced from 2 exons.
CACAGGUCCGUGGAGUUUCCAUGGAAUACGCCAUGACUGACCCCACCUUCACCCAACCGCCACCAUCCCUUGCGACGACCAAACGCUCCAUGCGGCAUACCAUCAGUGUCAAGUACUUGGCCGCCCUUCUCUUGUGUGUUGGGUGCGGGCUGGCCAUUCUCUCGUUCGACGUGGCUGCGAUCUCGAUCACUCGCUUCCGACGGCAACAACACGACACCCCGACCAACACCAGCAACCGCAUCAUCAUCGACUGUAUCACCGCGUCGUUCGAUUCCGGACGGACCAACGAGUCGGUCCUCUGCAACGACCGCGGCAAGCCACGACUCGCGUACAUGCUGUACGCCACCGAUGCUCGGACGGUGUGCAACGCAGUGAUCAUGGCGCACAACAUUCGCAAACUGGGAACCCCACCGUCCAUACCGAUCGUGACCCUUGUCGUCGACGACGUCCCCGCGGCGAUCGUUCAACGCCUCACCGAUGCCGGCAUCGUCGCCAUCCCCGUGGCCCACUGGAAGCAAGCAGGUGUGCCGUCGAAUGCCGAGUGGGUCAGUUCCUUGACCAAGUUGCGCAUCUUCGAAGCCCGCGGGUACGACAAGGUCAUCUACCUCGACUCGGACGCGGUCAUUCAGCGCAAUUUAGACCAUUUUUCGAACCAAACGUUUGAAACGAUUGAACGGGCCAUGGCCACGCCGCCGCGACCCGACUACUACGACAUGGACGUCCUUAACGAUCUGUUCCGAACGACGUGCGGGUACCUUCCCAACCACUACGUCGUGCUCACGUACACGAUCGUGGACGAUGUCACGUGGUCGUUCGCGUCCAAAGCCGAGCGCAUCCUUAGCACUUACGUGCACCACUUCUCCCCCGGACUUGGCAUAUUCAAGCCCUGGAACACCCCGCGAUCCGUCCUGGACCACCGAGAGGCAUCGUACGAACCCUUGUUUUACGACCUCUUGGCCGAGUACUGGGACCAUGAAGACGCGAUGUGUGCGUGGUUGCAAGCUGGCAACCACCCAACGGGUGUUGAAAAUGCAACAGAUGGAAUCCACAAUGCAUUGUCAUGA